This is a messenger RNA of Prunus armeniaca (apricot), 597 nucleotides long. The record is from the annotation of a GenBank genome assembly. NCBI's taxonomy places the organism in Eukaryota, Viridiplantae, Streptophyta, Magnoliopsida, Rosales, Rosaceae.
AUGGUUUCUCAAACUGUCAACCACUCUCAAAGCUGCUGGAUUUCAUCAAUCAUUGUUAGACUACUCAUUGUUCGUCUGAAAUCGUCAAGCAACAACUUGCAGGACAUUGAGGACACUAAGCAAUUUCUUUCUAAGAGAUUUAAGCUUAAAAACUUGGGUCAGCUUAAAUAUUUCUUGGGGAUAGAGGUUGCAAGGUCAAAACAUGGUAUUACUUUGUGUCAACGAAAAUAUGCGUUGGAAAUAUUGGAUGAUGCCGGGUUCCUAGGUGCUAAACCUUCACGGUUUCCUAUGGAACAAAAUUUGUCACUGACACAGACAAAUGGGAGGCUACUGAAUGAUCCAUCUUCAUACAGAAGGCUUGUAGGUAGCUUAAUUUAUUUGACCAUCACAAGGCCUGAUCUAGUUUAUGCAGUUCAUAUAUUGAGUCAAUUCAUGGAUAAACCCGGUAGCCACACCUUGAAGCAGCACAUAAGGUUCUUAGAUACAUCAAGCAAACACUUGGGCAAGGAAUUCUCUUACCCUCCACAGGUUCAUUACAAUUACGGGCAUUUUGUGAUGUCGAUUAGGCUCGAUGUGCCGAUACAAGAAGGUCGAUGA